UAAAAACUUCAUGGACUCGAGUACAGUUCAUUGAAAUAUCGGUGGCGGAAUUAAAUGCUUCAUUAUUUUUAUAGAGAUAAAGGAAAACUUGAAAUGAAAUUAAUCCAUUUCGUCUUUUCGUUUCAUCUCUAACUAAAAAUAUCCGCCGAUUCUGCGCACUUAAAUCUCCGUCUACACACACGCAACACUGUUUCUCGGCAGAGUAGAAAUCCCGGCCUGUCGGCCAUGGCGAUUGCAGCUGCAGCUGUUAUCGUCCCGUUGGGUGUUCUCUUCUUCAUAUCUGGUCUCUUCACUAAUCUCAUUCAGGCGAUAUGCUUCAUACUUAUUCGGCCAUUAUCGAAGAACAUAUACAGGAGGAUUAACAGGGUGUUUGCAGAAUUGCUGUGGCUUGAGCUUGUAUGGCUUGUUGACUGGUGGGCGGGUAUCAAGAUUAAACUGUUCACGGACCCUGAGACACUUAAACUGAUGGGUAAGGAACAUGCUCUUGUAAUAUCGAACCACAAAAGUGACAUAGAUUGGCUGGUUGGAUGGGUAUUAGCUCAGCGAUCAGGUUGCCUUGGCAGCACAUUAGCUGUAAUGAAGAAAUCAUCAAAACUCCUUCCUGUUAUUGGGUGGUCCAUGUGGUUUUCGGAGUAUCUUUUUCUUGAAAGAAGUUGGGCCAAAGAUGAAAGCACAUUAAAGUCAGGUCUUCAACGGUUACAUGAUUAUCCACUCCCCUUUUGGCUAGCACUUUUUGUUGAGGGCACUCGCUUCACGCAGGCAAAACUUUUAGCUGCUCAAGAGUAUGCUGCCUCUGCAGGUUUACCUGUUCCAAGGAAUGUUCUAAUCCCUCGUACAAAGGGAUUUGUUACGGCUGUUAGUCACAUGCGAUCAUUUGUUCCUGCAAUUUAUGAGAUGACAGUGGCCAUUCCUAAGAGUUCUUCACCACCUACAAUGCUACGGAUGUUCAAGGGGGAAUCCUCUGUGGUCCAUGUUCACCUCCAGCGGCACCUAAUGAAUGAUCUGCCAGAAAAUGAUGAAGCUGUUGCACAGUGGUGUAAAGAUGUUUUUGUCGCAAAGGACAAUUUAUUGGACAAACAUAAUGCUGAAGACACGUUUGGACGAGAAUUGCAGCGAGAUCUUGGCAGACCAGUGAAAUCACUUGCUGUGGUUGUAUCCUGGGCAUGUCUGCUAAUUGUAGGGGCAGUAAAAUUUGUCCACUCCUCUUCACUUUUGUCUUCAUGGAAAGGUCUAACAAUUUCAGCAGUCCUCCUGCUUGUCAUUACUGUUCUUAUGCAAAUACUGAUAAAAUUCUCUCAAGCCGAGCGCUCAUCGCCGGCAAAGGUUGCACCAGCUAAUGCUAAUCAGGUUGGAGCCAAUAGUAGAAGACAACUUAAAGAUCAGUGAUUUUGUUAUACGUCUUUUCUCAUAGUGACAAUCCCCUCCCUGGAUUUUGGGUAGUUUAUUUAAAAGCUAGAACAAUGGUGUAUGUAUUAUGUAACUUAUUGUUUUGUACUGAGCUGCUUUAUGCCCCUGAUGAACUUCUUAUGAUGCCCAUUCUUGUGGUUUAAGCUUUGUAUUAUGCAUUUCCUUAAAUACUCUUUUUUUACUGUUCCUUGAAUACUCUUAUUGCUACACAUCAGUUCAUUUACUUUCUCAAGGCGUCUCAUGUUUCGAUGCAACAUUUGGAAUGGGAUUUUUAGUUCUAGUAUUUGAAAUUUGAAACAUGGAAUGAUGGAAUGGUUGAAUUAGAGCCGAA
This is a messenger RNA of Cuscuta epithymum, 1738 nucleotides long. Lineage: Eukaryota; Viridiplantae; Streptophyta; Magnoliopsida; Solanales; Convolvulaceae. The record is from the annotation of a GenBank genome assembly.